Messenger RNA from Cuscuta europaea, 1653 nucleotides. The record is from the annotation of a GenBank genome assembly. NCBI's taxonomy places the organism in Eukaryota, Viridiplantae, Streptophyta, Magnoliopsida, Solanales, Convolvulaceae.
AUUAGAAUAAAUGCUAAUCUACGGUGACGCUAACGCCUCCUCUAUCCAAAGCUCCAAACUAGUAACCUCUUCUUCUGGAAUAGUAAUAAAUUCUUAAUACUAUACGUACCAACUCUUCGUGCUCUUCUACAGUUCUUACGUGAAUAUAGCAGUCUGAUCAGUCCUAAGUUUAUACGGUCAGUCGGUCAGAUUAAUCAGCUAAAAUGAAAGAAUUAUUGUAUUUGCUAAAUUAGGACCAUGUUGCUGAAGAUUCUUGACGAGGGAGUGCAGGCAGAGGGAAGAGCGGGGCAGAAAUGCAGUUUUUUUCUAAAGCUACCAGUUUUGAUUUUGGUGCUUGAUGGAAAGUUAAACUAGCAAUUUUUGACAAGCUGUUCCUGACCCCAAUCUUCAUAUCCAACGGCUGGAGUUUCGUUGCAAGCUUCUUAAGUAGGUGAAAAUGUUUUUGUGUGUGUGUGAGCUUGGUGGUAGGAGAAAAAGCUCAGUGAGUGGAGAGGUCUACCCUAGAGUGGUGUGUGUGACCCAUUGACGGAGGUUGGAGACCUGAGCCGGAAAAGACGGAAUACGAUCCCAACAGUAGUGGACAUAGAGGUUGGAGCUACUAUUGGUGAUAGUUCUGCUUCUACAGAAAGGAGAUCAUCUUCUUGUGAAGAAGACUAUACAUUUCAAGUGCCAUAUGUGGGAAUGGUGUUUGAUUCUGAAUAUGCUGCCAGGGAGUUUUAUGACAAGUAUGCUAGGCGUUCUGGAUUUGUAAUGCGUAUUGAUCAGUCUGGGCGCUCAUCAGUGGACAUGAGAAUUCUUUCUAGGAGGCUUUUUUGUAAUAAGCAGGGUUAUUGUCGGAAUAAGAAAGAUCAGGUUUGUUCAGAAAGGAGGUUACGGAGCAGCACACGAGUUGGUUGCAAGGCAAUGAUGAGGGUAAAUGUUAAUAAGGCUGGAAAAUGGGUUGUUACCAGAUCAGUGAUUGAGCAUACUCAUCCUUUGGGUGUCCCUAGUCUUCCUUCUGUAAAUGGAAUGGACAAAAAAGAUGAAAGGAUAGAGGAACUGACUAUGGAGUUGGACCAUCAGGAUAAGCUCUGCGAGCUGUACAGAGAGCAGCUAACUACAUUGUUGAAGUAUAUUGGGGAGCAGAUUGAGCAUUUAACUGGAAAAGUUGAGGCAGCUGUUGACAAUGUAAAGAGAGUUGAAAGUGAAGAACUUGAGCUACCUAAUCAAUAGUCUAAAGUCUUACUCCAUACGUCCCAUCAGAAGGUUCUGUCCACUAUUCUCAUGGUCAACUUAAAUCAUUUUUAAUCAUUUACUUUAUAAAUCAAAUUUUUACCAAAUUUACAUUUUUCUUAUCAGGCUUUGCAGCGGUUUUAAUGUAGUUUCUGUAUAUGUUAAUUUUAUUUACUAAAAAUAAUCAAAAUGUGAACAGGGAUUAAGUUGCUUUAUCGUCAGUCAAGCAUCGUAAACCAUUCACGGGAACCUUCUAGCGGGACGGAGGGAGUAUGUAUUUAAUAAGAAAUACGUAGUAAGAAUUAACAAACAAUUGGUAGGCGUUUUCAAUUUCUUGAAGGUUAUUUACUCAAAUUCACUGUCGGACACAUGGUUUUUUCAUAUGGGCGAAAUAUUUACUACCUCGGUUCUUAUUAUAACUUCCAAAUAUGUUUGACACAC